GCUAUCGGCGACCGAGGGGGACAAUGGGUUGUGGUGAAUCAAAGCACGGGGAUGUAACGCCAAGCAAGCAGGUUGACGACGAGCUGGAAGAGUGCAGGAGAAACAGCCACUACCACAGCAAGGUGUUGCUCCUGGGAGCCGGAGAGUCGGGCAAGAGCACGUUCGGCAAGCAGCUCAAGAUGCUCGCGAAAGGGAAGCUCUCGGUUGCAGAGAUGGCCCUGUACCGGAGAGGUGAAACAGCCGCGCAAAGAUUUGGUGUCAGUCGUUGUGCAGCCGGGGCGGUUUGCUGA
This is a messenger RNA of Ectocarpus sp. CCAP 1310/34, 290 nucleotides long. The record is from the annotation of a GenBank genome assembly. NCBI's taxonomy places the organism in Eukaryota, Phaeophyceae, Ectocarpales, Ectocarpaceae.